This is a messenger RNA of Fulvia fulva, 1110 nucleotides long. RefSeq lists its product as uncharacterized. The transcript is spliced from 2 exons. The coding region runs from base 1 to 1110 and encodes 369 amino acids. NCBI's taxonomy places the organism in Eukaryota, Fungi, Ascomycota, Dothideomycetes, Mycosphaerellales, Mycosphaerellaceae. The record is from RefSeq and is a predicted model, not a curated record.
AUGUCUGACAGCGGCAGCAGCCAUACUCGAGGCCAAGUCUCGCCGGCUGAGGAGACUGUGCAGAGCAGCGAGCAUCCCAUUCCCAAUGACGGCGAGAGCAGCACGUACCCUCAGCAAGAGCAAACAUACAUCCUGCAACUCGAGCUUGAUAGAACAGGCCGCCUCACAUUCAUCCUGUUGCAGCAGAAUUUGACCGCCGUUGUCGAACAGAUCAUCGCUAGCCUCAAUCGGACAAUCCAGCAGGUCAACAACAAGUACAGCAUCAACUGCCCACUGCUCGACAAGUAUUCUCGAAACGCGGUGACUAUGGCACGACUCGCCAUGGCGCCGGUCCAGGCCACCAACUUACGAACGACACUACUGCUGUCAAGUGUGAAGGUGACAUUCCAGAACAUUCAUCUUCCUCCCACAACCCUAUCGACUGUCAUCAAGCGCCUCGACCACGAGAUUCGAAUCCGCCUCAUGGACAAGCUAGAGAAGAAGAAUCAAGACCUGGCGCACCAUAGCAAGCUGUUCGAUGAUUUGCAGGAUCGAGCUUGCUGGCUGGACAGAUUCAUCCGAACGGGUAUUGGUGAGCGUAUCCUGCUGAUGGGAGGGGCUGGACCAUUGGCGAGGUUCAACCAAGGCAUGUCCUGGCUCAGAACGCCAGAAGGAGUGCCUCAGCUUACUGGCUUCCUUCCCAACCCCGAGGACAUGCCACUAGGCGAGGAGUGGCCUGAUGAUGGCCUGUAUCGAGAUGAGAAUGGCGCAUUGAUUCCCCUGUGGAGUGAUGGGAGAGAUCGUACAGCCCAGGAGCUCGUGGUGGAAGUUUUUGAGGCCAUGGGACCAUGGCCACCGAUGCAAGGCGCGCUCACCAAGAAGAAGAAGGCCAGGAGUGUAAACGAGCAGCUCAACUCGGCGGCAUCGAAAGUCGAUCAUGGAGAGAAGAAGCGCAUGGCAGCGCAGCGUUUCAAUGGCCUUCUAGCCAAGCUCGGACAUAGCUCACACAAGAUCAUCGGCUUUCGAAUGAUUGCGAAGGACGUGAUCGUGCCGCGCUGGGUGGAUGUAAAGGACAGAACGGCGCUCGGGUUGCUGAGGGAGCUUGGGUUGCUGAUUCGACUCCGUUGGUGA